AUGGAAAGAAAGCUAAUGCAGACCAUGGAGAUGAUAGUCAUAAAAAAGCGCAAGGUAGCGCAAUAUGAAAGGGAAUUGGCACUUAGCGCUUUUUCAAGAGGAAAAGAUGAAAACACCGGGCUUUUCCAUCGCAUUUGGGGUACUGUUGCAAGUGCAGCUGGUGGAGGAACACUUAGUGAUCAAAUAAGACAACUAAAUUCGGAAAUCAUCCCACUGAAUGAACUAAGUCGGUAUCUUUUUCUUGAAGUUGUGGAACUGCGCAACAUGAAGGAACGCAUGGAUUACAGCAAAACAUGGAUGGGAAAGUAUUUCAAUGUUCUUGGACAUUUCUUUUCCGUAUACUGCAUUUGGAAGAUAUUUAUCUGCACUGUAAAUAUCGUCUUUGAUCGAGUUGGAAAGGUUGACCCCGUCACGAAAGGCAUUGAGAUCAUUGUAAACUGGCUGGGAAUAGAUCUAGAUGUGCGAUUUUGGUCACAGCAUAUUUCUUUCUUUCUUGUUGGCGUCAUAGCUGUUACUUCAAUUAGAGGGCUGCUCAUAACGCUGACAAAGUUUUUCUUGGCUAUUUCUAGCUCAAAGUCAUCUAAUAUCAUCGUCUUAUUGUUAGCGCAGAUCAUGGGUAUGUAUUUUGUCUCAAGUGUGCUGCUCAUGCGAAUGAAUGUUCCGCAUCAGUAUAGGAAAAUCAUCACAGAAGUCCUUGGCGACUUGCAGUUCAACUUUUACCAUCGAUGGUUUGACGUGAUUUUCUUGAUAUCUGCGUUAUCUAGCAUAGUUUUUCUGUAUCUAGCUCAUAAGCAGGUCCCUGUUCACUGA
This is a messenger RNA of Cylicostephanus goldi, 810 nucleotides long. NCBI's taxonomy places the organism in Eukaryota, Metazoa, Nematoda, Chromadorea, Rhabditida, Strongylidae. The record is from the annotation of a GenBank genome assembly.